CCUUUGCUGAGCUGAGCUGCUUGCUCUCUCUUGUGAAAUUCCGAAGGCGUCGACGAAAUUUUUUAGUUCCGAAUCCACCGUCAUGGCCUCUCAAAUCUCAAAAUUUAGAAGUUCGAUUUGUUUACCGGUUUUUCUCUUACUAAGAAGAAAAUUUACGAGUUGAUUAGAAGCUUCAAGACCAUCCUAGGCCUGUAAUAAAGAGAGCUUUUCGAUGCACACACUUUGUAUUUGGUGUUCAUGACUCGUGUGUUCUUGUUUGCUUACGUAAAAGGGAAAAUGAAUAUGAGGUCAAACUUAUUUGAACGGGCACUUCCGUUUUGUAGUACACUCAUUUCUUAUGAUGUAAGAUUUGAAUUAUGUUUAACUGUCGUAGCGAGGACCAUGACUCGCAAUUGUAAUCUUCUGAGGAUGCAAACUAUGGAAAUGUGGAGUAUUACAUUGCAUAAUCAUCUUCAGAAUGAUUGGCGUCUGAAAGUACACCGGCAUUAACCAUGAGCGAAAAUAGAAAAUAACAGGAGACUAUAUAAAGUGCAUCAACGAAGGUGGACCGAUAUUGACUAUUGACUCUCCAUGUCACCUAUAUCGGCAAUAAAAUGACUUAUAUAAUGUGUUGUGUCUUUAGAUUGGUCAUGAACUUUGUUGGCAUAAAAUUCAGUGAUAACAAGGCUUACUCUUGGCUAGGGAGUCAAUUCUCUUCUCUCUUCUCCACGCCAACAAUUUUCAUAUCAAAAUCAACAUUUGUUGAUACUCUAAUUUGCAAUUGAGUUCGCAUUGCGCUUUUUUCAAGAUGUUGGAUCAAAUCUUUUUAUUUUCCUCUAACAUACUCCCACUCGCCGCCGUCUCAAACAAUGUGGUGCCGGGAAGUUUCAGUCAAAAAAUUCCAUCUCUAAGCCUUCAUUAGCCCCAUGCUCCUGGUGGUAUUUUCAAAGGUAGAUUUUUAAUUGGAAAUGGUCAAAUGGAGGAGAGGGAGAAGAGAAAUCGACUUUUGUCGAAAAAUCAAAGUCUCCAGAAUUCGGCCAAAAGUGUGAGCUAAGAAUCAACCUUGUUAUGCCCUCUCCUCCAUUUGGCCAAAAGUGUGAGCUAAGAAUCACUUACACCAUCGAAUAGAGCAAGUGAUGGUAAUAUUGACUUUACUGUUGUGUAUGCUUUUAAAACCCAAAUUAUGCCUUCUCCGGCUUACCAUAAAAGGCAGGUCGAAGAAGCAAGGAAAGAAGACGAUUUCAUUAAACAAAUCGAGUGUUCAUCAAUAAAUCGGAAACGAAUAAACUGAUUGAUCGCAUACUGAAACAGGAUCAAAACACGCAAUACACACCUCGCUUUACAAACUCAUCCUGGCGGCCCCACAUGUCAGCCUGCCCUAUGGACCUCCGCCCUCACGCUCGAAAAUUCAAAAAACGGGAAAGGCAACACAACACGGCUCGUUUAAAAUCCGAGAGAUCAGCCGCAGCAUCCCAAACUCCCUUCCCAAAUCCCCAAACAGAACAAAAAUCCCAACUGCAAGAGCAGCAGCCUCUGCUGCCUCCUCUCUCCCGACCGCACCACCACGAUGGGUUCCGCUCCCGCCGCCGCGGCCUUCCCGACCUACUCCGACUUCGCCGGCGCCGGCGCGCUGCUCUCCCUCGCCGACUCCUCGCCCUCGCCACCCCUCCCCACCCUCAGCGACGAGCUCUCGUCCUACUCGGGCUCCUCCUCCUCCUACUCCGUCACCUCCGGCAGGUCGUGCGUGUCCGACUCGAUCCGGCGCGGCCGCCCCGUCGACCCCCUCCGCGUGCUCGCCGUCGUCGCCUCCCUCCGCCGCAUCGACCCCAAGGUGCUGGCCAAGGCGACCAGUAAGCUGUGCCGGGGCGAGGAGGCGAAGAAGCGGAAGGGCUUGUGGAUCGAGAUCAGCGACGAGGAGGAGGAGGACGACGACGACAGCGAGAGGGGCAGCGCGGUGGCCAGCGAGGGGAGCACGAUCACCGGCGCGGCGUCCGCCGGAUCCACGGCCACGUCGGGAGGAUGCCGCCGGCCUCCGCGGGCGAGCGGGGGCGGCGAGAAUCUGCCGCGGAGGGCGGACUCGAUCAUGGAGUGGCUAUCGCGGCCGAAGGCGGCGCCGGCCACGGAGACGGCCAUCCGCGCCGCCGUCGGCGACAACGCCGUCACCAGCAAGGCGCUGCGCUGGCUUCUGAAGCAGCCGAGAGGCCUGCGCCGUACAGGCAGCGGUGGUCGUGCAGAUCCAUUUGAGUACAUGGUUGCAGGCUAACCUGAUGAAGUUAAUUAAGUUGUGUUAUAGCGAAGGAGUUGGCACCAGUAAAGAUAUUGGAGAGACCAAGUUAACUUUUGAAGAGCACUUAGUAAUGUCUACUACCUGUUGUUUAAUUGCUCCAGUUUUGCCUAGCCUUCCUGAAGAUAAGAAGUAUAUUAUAGGAAUCGAGGUUUUCAUGUUAGCAAUAGCUUGCAAAGUACUGGCUACACGCUCUUGGAUAGAAAGAUAGUCAUAUAGUAUAGGAAACAAUAUUUUCACAAUCACCUCUUGAGUAGACAGAUAAGUGUGAAGUCGUAUAGACAGCAGUUUUGUGAUCAUUUAAUCAUUGUUCAUGUAUGUUGAAUCACUAUAAUCCUCUCAAGGAAAAAGAGAAAUAAUCAGUGUACUCGAAUACACCAAGUUUAAUUUUCAGCCA
Molecule: messenger RNA, 2660 nt
Organism: Brachypodium distachyon (stiff brome)
Lineage: Eukaryota; Viridiplantae; Streptophyta; Magnoliopsida; Poales; Poaceae
Exons: 5
Coding region: 1547-2242 (231 amino acids)
Source: RefSeq, a predicted model, not a curated record